Fraxinus pennsylvanica is the source of this 654-nucleotide messenger RNA. The record is from the annotation of a GenBank genome assembly. Lineage: Eukaryota; Viridiplantae; Streptophyta; Magnoliopsida; Lamiales; Oleaceae.
AUGGCUGUGAGGGGUAUGCUUUUGUUUGUGGCAGUAACUGUAAUUUCUACAUCACUAAUGGCUCUGACGGCGCGUGGGAAUUCCGAAGGCGACGCGCUUUACGUGCUACGCCGGACCCUGUCCGACCCGGAUAACGUGCUUCAGAGCUGGGAUCCGAACCUCGUUAACCCUUGCACCUGGUUUCACGUUACCUGCAACCAAGACAACCAAGUCACUCGCCUGGACCUUGGCAACUCAAAUUUGUCUGGUCAUCUGGUACCCGAACUUGGAAAACUCGAACAUCUGCAGUAUCUGGAACUUUAUAAAAAUAACAUUCAAGGGAAAAUUCCAGCUGAGCUUGGUAACUUGAAGAACUUAAUAAGUUUGGAUCUGUACAACAACAAUAUCUCGGGGAUAAUCCCUCCUUCAUUGGGAAAUUUGAAAUCUCUCGUCUUCUUGCGUCUUAAUGACAAUAAGCUAACCGGGCCAAUCCCAAGGACACUUGCUGGUAUUUCAAGCUUGAAAGUUGUGGAUGUCUCAAAUAACAAUUUGUGUGGUCCAAUCCCUACAACCGGUCCAUUUGAGCACAUCCAAUUGGAGAACUUUGAGAACAAUCCUCGUCUGGAGGGACCUGAAUUGCAAGGACUUGCCGGUUAUGAUACAAACUGCUCAUAA